This is a messenger RNA of Caenorhabditis remanei, 846 nucleotides long. RefSeq lists its product as uncharacterized. The transcript has 4 exons. The record is from RefSeq and is a predicted model, not a curated record. NCBI's taxonomy places the organism in Eukaryota, Metazoa, Nematoda, Chromadorea, Rhabditida, Rhabditidae. The coding region runs from base 1 to 846 and encodes 281 amino acids.
AUGAAUCUUCCCGCGAUUCUCUUCCUAUCAGUUCUAUCCGUCUCAUGUUGGGCCGCAUUACCGACCUGUCCUACCUCUGGCUGUCCACCGGGAGGGAUUUGGAGUGAGUGGACGACCACAGAUAAUUGUCCGACUAGUUGUGGAGCCUGCUCGAAAGCGUUUUAUACAAGAAGAUGUUUGACUGAAGAAGCAGGUUGUCCAUGCACCGGCAACACGACUCGCUACUACCCGUGCAACACCUUGACAUGUCUCUACCCCGCUCAACGAACGUGCUGCAUCCCAUACGUACCCAUGACAAUCAACGGAUCCAUGCAAUGCGGACCACUUCCCAAAGAGCCUGCCGUGACGUCUUGCUGCCCACAGGGAGGCUUAUGGAGCGAAUGGGGAAUAUUUGUGAGGAAUGCAGAAGACACUGCGUUCGAAAAAAAUCGACGGUGUUUGACUGAAGCGGCUGGGUGUUCAUGUGUCGGGGAGUCCGUCAAUACUUCAGCGACAAAUACAUGCCCAUGUCAAAGUUUUGUGGGAACUUACAACAAGAACUUCUCAGAGAAGGCUGUACUUAUUGAACCAUUAGGACAAACUUUGGAUUCCAAGACGUGCAUUUAUCAAGCUCCAUUGAAUAAAGGCCAAGAAAAUUGUUCUCAAUGGGGAAAUUACGGAUCUACCAAUGUCAUUCGCUACUGGAAAAAAGAUGCAACAAUUAAUUUUACUGAAUAUCGGAUGGCUGACUGUACAUCAUCUGCCGUUGCGUACUUUAGAGCUUACUGCGAUUUCACGACCGGAUACUAUCGCUUCUAUAACACUGACCAUGAGAUCCUGGCCUGGAGGCAGGUUAGAAAACUAUGA